UUGCCCUCAAAACAGACGCUACUUUCCGGUACCAACCUCAAGCUCAGACGAUUAGUGCAAAGAUAACGAGAGCAGAAAAUUCAGUCUAAUAUGCAUCUACACAGACGAAGUGAAAGAGGCAGAGAAAAAGUGACAGAGGGAGUAACUGAUAAGGGAAGUCUCUCAGAGGCACAGAGUUAGCCACCUGUAAGCUUCAUACACACUGUUAUUCAGUGGCAGUGAAGUGAAGUGUGAGAGAGGUGGAGGAGCAGGUUAGUUGGUGUAACUUGGUAGAAUUCCUGAUGGCUUCAGGUCCUGGCAGCAGGGUGGAGGACCAUCCACCAGCGCUGCCUGUCAAACAGCACAGGAGUAAUUCCUUCAGACUCUCCAGUGAGGAGUCUGACUGUGUUAUGCUCAGCCCUGUUGGACUCCAGUAUCAAAACUACGCAUGCAACGAUGUGUUCCCUGAACCCACCGAUUGUCAUGCAGCCCAGUGCCCCAUACACCAGCGCUACGACUCCUCCCGACACCAAGUGAGAUUUUUCUCAGAUGGCACCCCGCCGCCUGUUCCAAAGAAGAGAUUAACUCGCACCCUCUCCCUCCCCGGCACCAAUGCAGCCCCACUCUUUCCUCUGUCUCCACUGCAAAGACAACCUCAAAACUUUGACAACCCACUGUACAUGCUGGCACCCAUAUCCAGCACCUAUUUCGAGGAGACAGAAGAGGUUAAACCAUUCAGAGGGAGUCUUGUCCCCUCACUAUCCUUCUCCCAGCUGUCCUUUGACACUCCCGAUGAACAUCUGCCCUACCUCUUCAGCAGCUUUGACGACCAGAGGGUUGUCUUCCAAGGGAUUCAGCAUCGCCAUCUACUCUUUCUGAGAAGUAUGGCACAGAGCGUGGAGGCUGAGAUCCUGCUGCAUGGAGGAGAGGCCACGGAGAGGGACGUCAGCUCAUACCAGCCUCAGGAUUUCCUGAUGAGUGAGGGCAGUGCGCCAAAACAGAUCGGAAACAUGGUUUACUACAGCCUGCACAGCCCCAAGCUCCCAGGGAGGGUGCUGGGUUUAAGGGUACACAAACAGACUGAUGAAGCCUCCUCGGGUCACACCACUCACCAGCCGUCGCAUGUAAAUGUGCAAGAUGCCAUUGCUCAUUUCCACCCGAGCCACACCCCGAGGACUGAUUCAAGCAUAUUACAAACUCAAGACCCCUCUUGUCCUUUCAAGUCAGACUGCAGUGCUGUUAAACCACCAGGCGGAGGCAGCACUGACUGGGCUCUUUCUUGUAUGAACAUUAAUCUGCCCUCAGUUGAGUCUUUCCUCCAGAGAGGGCACUCAGUGAGUGUUGAGAGAGACCUGCCAUACGCCACUCUAGACGACUUUGUUCAGGAAAGCCGCUCGCUGCAGAGCACAGAUAGUUUGGAUUAUGACAAACAGGUGUGUGUUCUGUUGCUGCAGAUAUUAACGGGCUCGCAACAUCUGUACAUCAGCGCCUCUGCAGCUGAGCUCAGACCUCGGGAGAUCUUCUUAGUGUGGCCCAAUAGAGAGAAGGAAGAGGGAGAUAACGAGAUAGAACAGGAUGCUUCUGAAAUGAAGUCCAGUAGACUGAAAGAAGAAAUGGAGUUGGAAAAGACAGAGAGGAAAGGAAAGAUCCAGACGUUAUGGAAGACACACGGUUCCCCUCGUGUAGUGUUAACCCCGGCAUCAUCUGCAUUUUCAGCACCUCACCCCCUCACCCACAUCAAAUCCCAUAUUGGAGCCCUAAUCCAAUACUGCCUCGACCCACGCGAGAAUCUGACAUCUCUGGGUCCGGUUCCGACUCAGUCCUCAUACCGAAGGGGGCUCCUUUAUCUAGCCUCUCUGCUCCAGAGUGAGAGCAGUGGGCCCCAGAUGGCAGACAUGGUGGCCACGCUUCAGGUUCUCCUCUGGGGGCCUCGCGCCCCACUCUUCAAUCACAGAGGGCCUAUGACCACAGCUGUACACAACUGGCUGACAAUCAAGCGAGCCCUGCUGGUGAUGAAGUUGGCAGAGAGAGGGCUGAUCCAAGAUCAGUCUGCUCUGGAUUGGGAGGACUGUAUGUGCCUGCAGUACUUGUCAUUUACUGAUCCUGAGACAGUUGUGAGCGUGACCAGUCAGCUAUGGUUCUCUCUGAAUGUGGACUAACAUUAUGUGAAGGUCUCAUCUUCAAAUGACGUUCCUUAAUGACUCUUAGGUAGUUACAAUCUUACAUAUUAAGCUGUAAACAGUCGGUCUGCAUUAUGUACAAUGGUCAGAAAUACACUAAGAAUGUGUAUGCUGUCUCCAUCCCUCCAUGUUUUAACAGUUAGGAUGUGGCCGUUUACUGAUGCAUACUGCUCUUUUCCAUGUAAAAUAAAUCUAAUGAAAUGCUGCAUUCAUAAUAAGCAAUGGGAUCUUACACAAAUAAACUAUUUUCUGCCAAA
This is a messenger RNA of Dicentrarchus labrax (European seabass), 2416 nucleotides long. RefSeq names its product PEAK family member 3 (gene peak3). Gene Ontology annotation, molecular function: protein kinase activity. The coding region runs from base 282 to 2138 and encodes 618 amino acids. Gene Ontology annotation, biological process: protein phosphorylation. NCBI's taxonomy places the organism in Eukaryota, Metazoa, Chordata, Actinopteri, Moronidae. The transcript is spliced from 4 exons. The record is from RefSeq and is a predicted model, not a curated record.